GCGGGGCCGGGCCAUGGGGCGGAGGAGGAAGACACUGCACGACUACGCUGCCGAGUUCUCGGAGCUGUCGGUGCGGCGGGAGCCGGCGGGGCCGAGCCCGGCCGGCCCCGUGGAGACGCUGUUCUGCACGCCGUGCCAGCUGCCGCUGCGGGUGCGCCGCGACCGCAUCCUGGAGCACCUCAGCUCCGGCCGCCACUGCCGCAACCGCCGCCUGCUCCGGCAGCUGGGGCUGCGCUCUGCAGGUCCUGACUCCAGCCUGAGCCUGCCCCUGCCACUGGACGUGCCCUCCCUACUGCCCCAUCCCUCCUUCCUCAUCACCACUGGAUCUAGCACUGGCUACAGCAUGGUCCCCUCUCCGCCCUCCUGCCACAAGCUGCUGCUCCCCCACCACCCCAUCCCUGCUGCACACAGGGAUGACCCAACACCCUGCACCUCUGCCAGCCACCCCUCACCACUGGCCACCUUCCACACCAGGAUUGCACCUCUUGGCCAAAGUGGGCCUGCUCCUGAUGCCUCCAACAGCCUGACACCCCCCUCAUGUUGCGGUGACAGCGGCGUUGGCCUGGUGCUCUUUGGAGCAGGGCUUGUGAGCAAAGCCUUGUUGCACAGCCUGGUGGAGGAGACUGGCUGCUGCCUGCUGUACGUGGUGGAGGAUCAGCCAGAGGAGCUGGAACGUGCCUUUGGCACCGAGGUCCUGGCUGGCACCAAGGUGCUGCAGCAGCAGGAUGCUGCCAUUGCACUCAGCGAUCCACGAGUCUCUGGAGCCAUUAUUUGUUCCCCACCUGACAAAACCCCUAAGUUGGUAAGAGAUGCCUUACGAGCAGGUAAAGGUGUGUUCUGUGAGGGGCUGCCUAGCUUGGACAGACAGAUAGCAGGAACCUGUUUCGAUGAGGCCGACAAGUGUGGGAGGCCACUCGUGUGUGGGUUCUACAAGCGCUUUGACCCAGCCCUGCAGUUCUUGUACAAGAAGGUGUGGGACAGCCGGGCCCUGGGCAGGAUCCACAGGAUAUCCACCAGCAGCAGCCUCUAUCCAGGAGCCUCUCUGAGCCUCCCGAGAGCCUCAGGUGGAAUUUUUUACAACACUGCCGUGCAUGAUAUAGAUAUUAUCAGUUUGUUGUUGGGAGAGAGUGUGCCAGAUACAGUAUUUUCCCUGGGCCAUGCCUUCUGUGCAGACAUGGCCUGCCAGGGGGAUGUGGACACGGUCACCAUCAGCAUGAAGUUCCCCAGUGGAGCUAUUGUCACUCUGGACAUCAGCCAGCACUGCACCAGGAGCUGUGACCAGCGGCUGGAGGUUCAUGGGUCUCAAGGGACAUUAAGGUUGGACAACCAGAACCCCCUGGGCAUCACAGAGCAUGGGACUUCUGUGUCCAUCUGUCCCCAGACCCAAGCUGAGCGCUACAGAGACGCAUACAGGGAGCUCCUCCGGCACUUCCUGAGAGCCCUGAAAGGCCAGGAGCCCCCCGUGGUCACCAAGGAGCAGUUCCUCUGGGUGAUCCAGGUGGCUGCAGCAGCUGAGCAGUCCUGGAGGAGCAGAUCUGCUGUGGACCUGCACAGCAGUGCCACAGAUCCAGCUGGAGCCAAGGCUGAGCUCGUGUGACAAACACUCAGCUGGGACACUGGGAGGACUUCAGUGGCUUCAACAGAAGCCUGGAUGGCAGUUUUGGAGUUCCUGCUGGGAAUGCCCAGCAGACAGAGGCACUUCUGAACCAGGAGCACUCGGUGCUGGGGCAGUGCAGGGUUCCUACCACAUCAGCCAGAGCCUGCAAGAAAUUCCCUGUGGUUUCAUCCAGGUGGCUUUCGCUCCUGGAGAGUGCUGCUGACCAGAGAGCUGUUUUCCUGGGAGAAGAGUGAUGCUCCUCAGGCCAAGCAGGGUGGUGUGGGAUCAACAAUAGCUGGGAUGAGGGAGAAGUCUCCCCUUGGAGAGAGAACAGCCACUGCCUGCCUGGAGAAGUCACAAGCAGGUGCCUUCCCAGCAGUGCCAAGGUGAGGUGAUGCUCAAAAAACAGGAGCAUCUGGUCUGUGAGUGUGUCUAGAUUGGAAACAUGGAAGAAAUUCUCCCCUUUGAGGGUGGUGAGGGGCUGGAAUGGAUAUCCCAGAGAAGCUGUGGCUUCCCCAUCCCUGGAAGUGUUCAAGGCCAGGUUGAACAGGGCUUGGGAUAUUGAAAGGUGUCCCUGCCCAUAGCAGGGGAUGGGAUGGGAUGGGAUGGCAUGGCAUGGGCUUUAAGGUUCCUUACAAACAAACCAGUCUGGGAUUCUGUGAUCCUGUUUGGGUCACAGACCCCAGCAGAAGACAGAACCACAGGCCAGUCAGUGUCUCUGCCAGGAGCUUUGGACCUUUGUCCUGUGUGGUCCUGACUAUUCCUGUCUGGUUGUCACAUGCCCAUUUUCAAGAUCAUUUGCAACCUUUUCAUUUUGUAUUUUUAUUGAAUUACAACAACAUUCUCUACUUCUUCCAUUUCAAGGCAUUAGCUUAUAAACUUCUUGCAAGAACCUUUAGUUCAAUUUCCAAUUCCUGCCUAUGGAAUAUAUACUCCUAAAACUAGAAAUAGUGAUGACAUUUGGGUUCUUUCUGGGAAAUUGUUUUUAACAGGGUAAUUUUUCAAGCUCAGAAAAACUGUGUCUUAAUGCUUGUUCUCCAUUCACUAUUUUUAGCCAUUUAUUGAGAAAAAAAAAGUUUUAUGUAUCCAGAA
Messenger RNA from Oenanthe melanoleuca, 2689 nucleotides. Its product is annotated as myo-inositol 2-dehydrogenase-like. The transcript is spliced from 9 exons. Gene Ontology annotation, molecular function: oxidoreductase activity. Gene Ontology annotation, cellular component: cytoplasm. The record is from RefSeq and is a predicted model, not a curated record. Gene Ontology annotation, biological process: NADPH regeneration. Lineage: Eukaryota; Metazoa; Chordata; Aves; Passeriformes; Muscicapidae. Bases 14 to 1597 code for a protein of 527 amino acids.